UGUUUACUUCGGUGCUUAUGGCGUCAAGGAUUUCGUCUCAAAUCCCCUUAAUAAAGAAUCUGUGGCAGAUGCGUCAAGGUUUUUGACACACACACACACACACACACACACACACACACACACACACACACACACACAGAUAUUCCCAACCGGCCGGGAUCUGCUCCACCGGGGGAAACGCCUUCUCGCCUCGGACCCGUUCUGUUUUAAUUAGCCUCCCGGUGCCGCGGGUAAUUACGGUAACGAGCCGCAAAUGAACCGUAAUGAACCGCAAAAUUCCUCCAAAAAAAAAAAACCCUCACACGAGCCGAGGCGCGAAGCGCGUGAUUAAUAACCGUCAUUCAGGCAUCGGCGGGGAAAAAAGGGCGCGCGAGGAGUUGACACGCAUUACCCUCAGCGCCGCGCGGCGAGACCCCGUAUGUCAGCCCCCUCGCGCCUCCCGCGCUUCCACAAUCAUUUCCCGCCAAUGAUCAGGAGGUGUCCGCAACGGCGCUUCCUCACCUCACACCCCCGUCAGCCACACGCAGCGCGACACACACACACACACACGCGCGCGCACACACACACACACACACACACCGGGAGGAGCCGUCUACCCUUCCGUCACCCAUACCCGCCCCUGAGGACGGUGCGUCGUUGGCGGCGUCAAUAUUAUUUAUUAUUCCCGUUAGUCUCGGUAUUUAGCGCCGCAGCUGCUCGCGGUGAUCGUUAAAACGGACGCGUCUCGUUGUUUCGCGGCGCGUGUUUUUUCUCGUAACGGGGAUUAUUGAGGCGGCAUCAGCGCGCGGUGAUGCUCUCCGUUAAAGGAUCGUGAAGCGUCGCGAGUCUAAAGGACCACUGCUGUGGAUGGUUGGGCAUUAGUGUGUGUUUGUUUUGCUCUGAUGGCGAACAUGAGCAGUGGUGUGUGCAUGGAAACCCCACACGCUCAUGGCCACGCCCACGGCCACACCCACAACUACAACCCCACCCCCGGGCGGGACUUUCCAUUACAGAUCGACUCGUGCGUAAAUCCCGUGUUGGACUACAGCGCGCAGAUGGAGCGCUACCGCUCUUUUGCCACAUUCUAUAAGAACAGCACGGCUGGCGCAGCCCCGUUUCCCCAGACCGCCAAAAUUGCGCGGAUUGCCACGCCCCUUUUCCCCUCUGCCCGCCUAUCGGCGAUGCCACCCUGGCCCUGCGACAACGCCAUGCUGUGGGGGCGAAAGCCUGCUGCGGUUAACGUUAACGGACCUCACACACAUCGGACUGGCAUGUCGAGGGCGGAGCCUGUGAACAUGCACAUGUCCGGCAAACACAUUCCACAAGACUCCGCCCUCCCGAUGGGCGCGGACAACUUUCUGUCGCCACUGGCCGCGGAGCAAUGCCGCGGCCUUCCUGUAACGGGGGCCGACUGCAUGAACCGCCUGAAGUGUCCGCCGUCCGUGCCGCCCGGAGAGACGGACCGAGGCGGGACGUUCGGAGGGAUGCCCCCGUUGGGGGGUCUGUCGCUCCCCCCUGGGGUCAUCGUCAUGACGACGCUUCACUCCGGUGCGGGGUCGUCGGGGGUCACGAUGUCCGACAGCGCGUUUCAGAUCGCCAACGCGGCGGCGGACUGCCAGCACAGCGGCUCGUCUUGCUCCGGUUCACCCGCCGCCCUUAACGGGAACGCCAACGGCAGCUGCAGCAGCGCUAGCAGCAACGGUAGCGGAGCGGCUAAGCGCAAGCGUAAGCGCUGCGGCGUCUGCGCCCCCUGCAGGAGGCUCAUUAACUGCGGCGUGUGCAGCUCCUGUCGAAACAGAAAGACGGGUCACCAGAUCUGCAAGUUCAGAAAGUGUGAAGAACUCAAGAAGAAACCGGGCAGCACGAUGGAGAGAGCACCGUCAGCAGGAGCCGCAGACACUUUCCGCUGGUUCUUCUGAAGAACCCGCCACCGAUCCACAUCAUACAGCCGGACUCAAACACUAGAAGAACUGCAGGUCAUUCACCUACAAUCUACCCUUCCCCUCAGGACUCACUGUGGCCCGUUUAGCACUGGGGGCGCUGGAAAGACAUGGAGGGCAAGUCUCUGGGUCUCGGACUGACCUCACCUCAACCGAACACCAACGGACGCAGAGAAACAGGGACUUGAAUUCAGUCGUAUCAGGGCCCCGUCCGAGCCUAAAGGAACAGUCCACCUGAAAUCGAAUGUGCGGUCGUCAUUUACUCACCCUCGUGUCGUUCUGAUCACUUGCUUGCUUCUACGGAAGACAAAAGGAGCAUGCAUUAAAUCUCUGCGAUUCAAAAAGUGCACAGGUUUAGGUUUAUGGAAGCACUCCAUGCGGUUAAAGCGCUAUAUUCGAAGUUAUCUGAAGACACACGAUAGCCGUGUUGAGAAAAGACCUCCCUUCCGUUUGAUCGAUGUUCUGGAAAAAUACUCGUUCCACAGAAGAAACGAUUAAUGCACUACAUUAUAGCGGGAAAACAAGCAUCUGAUUUCAUUUGAUCAACAAUUGAUUGACAAAUGUAUCUUGUUGAACAGAAAAAUGAUAUGAACCUAUAUUACAGGUUCUCUGAAGUUAAAAACCACCACCUGGCUUCUCGUUUCAUAAGAUUAUCCAGGAUACGCUUUAAACGUUCACCUACAAGUUCAUGUUUAUAAAAGCAGUCCGUACGAUUAAUACUAUUAAUAUAUGGGUUCGCCAAAAGACAGACACGUUGAGUUUUUUAUUUGUCACAUUUGACCUCCUCUUGCAAGGAACAGCCAUGAUAUUCUUGAACAAUUGUCCUCGUUCCACAGAAGAAAGCAAGUCAUACGGGUCUCGAGACGAGUAAACGGCGACAGAAGGUUCGUUUCUGAGCGAGCCGUUCCUUUAAACCACCUUUCUGUUGCAUGGGUAGAAAAGUGUUUUGUUUUUAACUAAAGACUUUAAGAAAAUAACUUUGUUUAUUGCUGUUGUGACGCCUCACUGUCUUGAUGAAUAAGAGACUCUUAGGAUGGCUUGUUGAUUAAAUGUGAUCCUUUUUGAACUGUGA
This is a messenger RNA of Puntigrus tetrazona (Sumatra barb), 2991 nucleotides long. Its product is annotated as CXXC-type zinc finger protein 4. Bases 882 to 1898 code for a protein of 338 amino acids. The transcript has 3 exons. Gene Ontology annotation, molecular function: zinc ion binding; methyl-CpG binding. Gene Ontology annotation, cellular component: nucleus. Lineage: Eukaryota; Metazoa; Chordata; Actinopteri; Cypriniformes; Cyprinidae. The record is from RefSeq and is a predicted model, not a curated record.